AUGUCCUUAUCUGUUAUCUGGUAUCACCAAGGCUUUUUCAUCCAGAGAACUGCUGACGGCACCAUCAACCACGUGACGUUCAAACUCACUUACAAACAAUACUUCCGCACUCUGAUGCUCGAAACCAGAGGCUUCACAGGUACAGAGAAAAAUGGAAGCCUGUGGAUCAAUCUAAAUGACGAAAACGUCCUGAGCGGUCGCCUUACAACCGUCUUUCUCCCAAUCAUUUACAUAAUUGUGUUUUUGGUGGGUCUCCCCACCAAUGCCUUGGCAAUCUGGGUCUUCCUCUUCAGGACCAAGAAAAAGCACCCAUCUUCGAUCUACAUGGCCAACUUGGCUCUGGCUGACCUGCUGUUUGUCAUCUGGCUCCCCUUAAAAAUCGCCUACCACUUCAACGGCAACAACUGGAUCUACGGAGAAGGAUUAUGCAAAGUGCUGGUAGCAUUUUUCUAUGGCAACAUGUACUGCUCAGUUGCCUUUAUCGCAUGUAUAAGUGUUCAGCGUUAUUGGGCCGUGGCUCACCCGCUGUCUCAGCAACAGAAGAGAAACCGUGUAGCUGUUUCUGUCUCCGUCACUAUCUGGGUGGUGGUCUGGCUCAUCAGCAUCCCUCUCUAUCUGUAUAAUCAAGAAGUUAAGAUAGCAAGACUCGAAAUCCUGACCUGCCAUGAUGUCACCAAGCCCUCUCAGAAGAAGACUGCAGCAGGCUACUUUCUGACAAUGGGAAUCCUGGGAUUUGUCGUUCCCACUAUUGUGUGCAUCGUAUCUUAUGUUCUCAUGCUGAAGGCUCUCAGGAACAGCAUGAAGGAUCCUGCCAUUGCCAAGAGACGCAAAAAGGCUGUGGUCUUGAUCGUCACUGUCCUUGUUAUGUUUUUAUUGUGCUUCACCCCGAGUAACAUCAUGCUGAUGGUGCAUUAUAUCCUCCUGCUUAAAGGGGCGGACAACAACUUGUAUGGCUUUUACAUCACGACCCUGUGCUUGGCCAGUCUCAACAGCUGUUUUGACCCUUUUGUUUACUAUUUCAUCUCCGAAGACUUCAGGGAGCACGUGAAGAACACAUUCCUGUGCCGAAGUGAGAGGACAGCGCAGAGGAUGAGGGUCUCCUUCAGCGCUUUGAAGUUCUCCAAAAAAAGCAACUCGUAUACAUCAGGGUCAGGGAACACACGGAGCACGGAUUGCUAG
Pelmatolapia mariae (spotted tilapia) is the source of this 1179-nucleotide messenger RNA. Its product is annotated as proteinase-activated receptor 2-like. The transcript has 2 exons. NCBI's taxonomy places the organism in Eukaryota, Metazoa, Chordata, Actinopteri, Cichliformes, Cichlidae. Gene Ontology annotation, molecular function: thrombin-activated receptor activity. Gene Ontology annotation, cellular component: plasma membrane. The record is from RefSeq and is a predicted model, not a curated record. Bases 1 to 1179 code for a protein of 392 amino acids. Gene Ontology annotation, biological process: phospholipase C-activating G protein-coupled receptor signaling pathway; positive regulation of Rho protein signal transduction; blood coagulation.